Messenger RNA from Aspergillus aculeatus ATCC 16872, 1525 nucleotides. Its product is annotated as D-alanine--D-alanine ligase family protein. NCBI's taxonomy places the organism in Eukaryota, Fungi, Ascomycota, Eurotiomycetes, Eurotiales, Aspergillaceae. The coding region runs from base 69 to 1205 and encodes 378 amino acids. The record is from RefSeq and is a predicted model, not a curated record. Gene Ontology annotation, molecular function: D-alanine-D-alanine ligase activity; ATP binding; metal ion binding. The transcript has 4 exons. Gene Ontology annotation, biological process: peptidoglycan biosynthetic process.
GAGGGGCCUCACUUGGACCUCGCGACUAGUACGGUACCCAUUGCCAACAGCCUGGAGCACUCGAAACGAUGACCCUCACUCCAAUCACGAUAGCGUUCUUCUAUGAGACAAUCUCGCUGUACCUAAGCAAAGGCUACAGCCUGGAGGAGUGCCUGGAAUUGGAUAAAGAUGAGGCGAUCGACAGCAUGAUCGAGUCGCUCCGCGGACUGGGAUAUCGAGUGGUUCCGGUGGGGGACAUGGACGAGUUGAUCCAGCGCAUUGCGAAGGGGGAGCAUCGGGGAUGGGACUUAGGGUUCUCUAUCUCGGAGGGGAUGCACGGCGCCGCUCGCGAGGCCCAAAUCCCCGGCGUGCUCGAAGCAUACCGCAUUCCCUGCGUCUUUUCCGAUGCUGCAACCCUGACCAUGACACUCGACAAAGCGAAGACCAAGAUGCUGUUCCAAUACUACAACAUCGCCACCGCGCCGUUUGCCGUCGUCUCGCCAACGUCCCAGAAUGCCCUGGAAGAUGUGCAAGCAAGCCCUCACGCAGUCGACCUGACCGCAUAUCCGUUGUUCAUCAAGCCGUCCUGUGAAGGAAGCUCAAAGGGCAUUUAUCCGUUCUCCAAGGUCCACAGUCAAACGGAGCUCGAACAAGGGGUACAAAAGCUGCAACGUCAGUUUCCCGGGCAGAGUAUACUAAUCGAAAGCUAUCUUGCUGGCCGUGAGUACUCGGUGAGUCUGAUCGGCACCGGCCCGACCGCACGCGUGCUUGGGACCUUGCAUCUGGACUGGGAGGCCGCGCAGAAACGCCACGGGACACAAUCCGAGAGUGAGAAGGAUCCGUUCACAAGAGGAUUCCUGGACGUCGAUGCCAAGAACCGAGCGAACGAUAAAGAUGUGAUGAAGUUUGCGAUCGACUCGCGGGACCCGGAGGUAGCGGCGGUGGAGGCGCUCGCCUUGCGGGUGUGGAGAUUCAUGGGCUUUCGCGACGUCGGACGUGUGGAUAUUCGGUGCUCAGCCGAUGGGAAACCACAUGUUAUCGAGGUCAACCCUUUGCCUGGAUUGUGUCCAGGGUAUUCUUUCCUUAGCGAGACGGCUCGCCACCAUGGUGUAUCGCACCAGGAACUUCUUGCUCUGGUAAUUGAGAGUGCAGUAGGAAGAUACCCACAUCUCGCGCAAAAGUCAUUGGAGCUGAAACAAGGAGGUUUCAAGUCCAAAGCACAGUGAGCAGACAGUACUGUUUCCUAUGGAUGCAACCGCGACGGGGUCUUGGUCUGGGUCACGGAAAGCACGAGUGUUUGCGAAGGCGAUGGCUUCUCGCUCUGAGGUUCCAUUGGCAGUCCAAGACGAAAAAGACCACAGUACUAGUAGUAUACUUUACCGCAGGUUGUUGAAGGAGCUAUACGAGAACCAGGUUCUUUCGAAGAGGACUUCAGGCUUAGUCAUAGUUCAAGGCUUGAAAGAGUCAAGACUGCGUUCAGUAAACUCGAGGGUCAAACAGUAUUUUGUGAAUGAAUAAGAGUGCAUUUUUUGAACAAAGGGUAGAG